UGCAUAUUUAUAUACUAGCAAAAUUCUUUUGCAAGGGAACUUAUGUAUGUAUGACGUGGCUUUAUCUCAGUGAAGAUGAAAAGCCAAUAUGAACUCCUAAUCUACUUUGAGAAAGUUGUGUAGAAAAGAGCAAAAGUAAAAAUAAGUGAUUUGGUAGAGUGGAAAAAUAUUAAUAUUUAGUUACUUAUAGACGACCAAAUUAGCCCAUUGGGCCACGCUUCAUUUUAACAAACUGACUUUUAUAGUUUUUAAUUGCUUUUUUCUUAAUAACUAUUUUAACCUUGUCAUCUUCUACUUAACCUUUUUUUUUUUUUUUUAAUGAACAAAAGUUUAGGGGAGGGGAGGCUACCCAUUGCAAGGUUAGGGCAUAUUAAGAUCUUUUUGAGGACUUACAGAGGGGAUUUUAGUCCUUUUUUUGGUUUUUAUAGAUUACCCACUAAGAGGGACUGUUGGCAGCGGGACUCAAACCUAUGCCUGGAUAGUAAAGAGAACAAUCUUUACCAACUCAACCAACUCUCAUUGGCUAUCUUCUACCUAACAUUAUGGUUAACCAAACGGGAUCCUUGUCAUCUUUACCAACUUAUAAUAACUCUACUUGUUCCCUCAGACAAGGUUUUGGUGUUCGAGUCCUAGCAUCCAUGUAUUGUGUGAGUUUAGUAUACUAUUGCUCAUCUCAAUAACAAAAAAAACAAAAAAACUAUUUGUACAAUUUGUGAAAUUCAAAUAUUAAUAGCGUUAAAUACUUUCAAUUAUCUCAAUCACUACCUAUUAUGCUCGUCAUCACCUAGAUUGUCUUAGUUUCAUUUGUCUCGUAUAAAUAUUUGACUUUGGCACGUGGAGUCGUGUAAAAAAAUGUGAUAGAACUUAUAUUUUGGUGACUAUCAUAUUGAUAAGCUUAAGAUAAGCAACCAAAAAGAAAAACAAAUAUCAUAAGUUCCCCAACUCUGAUCAUAAAAGUUAUUUAAAAAAAAGCAGAACAUAAAAUGGAAAAAUAAAAUAAAAAUAAAAUUUUGCCGCGCUUUUUCCGUCAAUGGGAUAACGGUCAUGGGAACCCGAAAGCUCAGCCCUUCCUCUGCUGCUUCUUCUUCUUCUCCCCACAUAUCUCUCAAAUUAAUCUCUCCCUGAUGGCCAAACCCCAAAAAGACAAAAACGCCCCAAAAUGGUUAACACAUUCCACCCGUACGCCGCCGCCUCCGCCCGCAUCCGCAACAUCUCGACCCCCUUCUCGAUCCGGAAGGAGAUCCCCUGGUGGUCCCAGAUCCAAGACCCGGGAUCCGAACGCGUGACCCUCUGGAACCACAUCUUCUUCGUCAUCUGCAUCAUGGGCCUCUUCCUCGACCCCAUCUACUUCUUCCUCCCCAGCAUCGGCGGCUCCUCCUGCAUGAAAAUCGACAUGGGCCUCGGCAUCAUCGUCACCUUCCUCCGUACCGUCUUCGACUUCUUCUACAUCUGCCAUGUCGCCGUCAAGUUCCGGACUGCUUUCGUUGCUCCCGGGUCUCGGGUUUUCGGGCGAGGCCAGCUCGUCAUGGACCCCCGGGCAAUCGCCCUCCGCUACCUCAAAUCCGACUUCUCUAUCGACCUCGCCGCCUCCCUCCCUCUCCCACAGAUUAUGAUUUGGUUCAUAAUUCCAGCAGUGAAAACCCGAACAGCUGCCCAUGCUAACCAUACCCUUUCUCUGAUUGUUCUGCUUCAAUAUGUUCCUAGAUUUAUUCAAAUUUUCCCGCUAAACCGGCGGAUUACUAAACGUACCGGUGUUGUAGCCAAGACUGCUUGGUCAGGGGCUGCAUACAAUCUCGUUCUGUUUUGUCUAAUUGCACAUAUUGUUGGGUCUACGUGGUAUGUGUUGUCCAUUCGACGGCAGUAUGAGUGCUGGAAGGGUGAAUGCAGCAAGGAAAUUAAUAAAACACAUUCUCCAUCCUGUAAAAUUUCGUUUCUUGAUUGUAGCAGUGAAGGCAACCCCGAACGCGAUGCUUGGCUCAAGAUCUCAAAGGUGGCAGAAAGUUGCGAUGCUAAUGAUGACAAAGAUUUUGAUUUUGGAAUGUUUGCUGAGGCUUUCACUAACGAGGUUGCUGGUGCAGUGUUUAUUGAAAAAUACUUCUAUUGCCUCUGGUGGGGUAUGAGAAAUUUAUGUUCAUAUGGACAAGAUAUUGAGACAAGCACUUCCGCCAGUGAAACCUCAUUAUGCAUUCUCAUUUCCAUUCUUGGUCUCGUUCUCUUCUCACAUCUCAUGAGCCAGAUGCAGACCUAUCUGCAAUCUGCAACGAUUAGACUUGAAGAAUGGAGGGUUAGAAAAAGAGACACAGAGGAGUGGAUGAGGCAUCGUCAACUCCCUCCAGAAUUGCAAGAACGUGUUCGUCGUUUUGUUCAAUAUAAGUGGAUUGCCACAAGAGGGGUAGAUGAGAAAAACAUUCUGGAGGCUUUGCCUACGGAUCUCCGCCGUCAAAUUCAAAGGCAUUUGUGUCUUGCCCUUGUCCGCCGUGUACCCUUUUUCGCACAAAUGGAUGAUCAGCUUCUGGAUGCCAUAUGUGAACGCCUCGAGUCAUCCUUGAAUACCAGGAACACAUACAUCAUCAGGGAAGGUGAUCCUGUGAAUGAGAUGCUUUUCAUCAUCAGAGGGCAACUUGAGAGCUCCACAACUGAUGGUGGAAGGACAGGGUUCUUCAACUCAAUAACCCUCAGAGCCGGUGACUUCUGCGGCGAAGAGUUGCUUACAUGGGCCUUGAUGCCUACAUCAAGCCUCAACCUUCCAUGCUCAACUCGAACGGUGAAGUCUCUAACAGAAGUUGAGGCAUUUGCACUGAGAGCUGAAGAUCUCAAGUAUGUUGCAAAUCAAUUCAAGCGCCUUCACAGUAAGAAACUGCAGCAUGCUUUUAGGUACUAUUCACACCAGUGGAGAACAUGGGGGGCUUGUUUUAUACAAGUUGCUUGGAGGAGGUUUAGGAAGAGAAAGUUGGCAAUGGAAUUGGCAAAGGAGGAGGAGUAUUAUUACACACAUGUUUUGGACCAAGAAGAGCUUGGCAACAGCAAUUCAGAAUCAAGAAUAGGAGGUGGCAGUACAGAUUAUGAGGGUAGAGGUGCUGAGAGAUCAUCAUCAGUGGGAAAUAUUCUGCAUAAUAUUCCACUUGGGCCUGCAAUUUUGGCAUCCAAAUUUGCGGCAAACACCAGAAGAGGGAUUCAGAAGGUGGCAUCAGUACUUCACCACGAUGAAAGCAGCUCCAGCAUGCCCAAAAAACUGUUCAAGCCAGAUGAGCCUGAUUUUUCAGCAGACACUUGAGCUUAUAAUGAUAAUCAUAGUCAUUUUAUUGCAACAUUUUUGUUAUUAUUUUUUUGUAAUCUAUUCUAUGUUGGCCAUGUGAUGUGCCUUCC
Prunus persica (peach) is the source of this 3366-nucleotide messenger RNA. RefSeq names its product probable cyclic nucleotide-gated ion channel 16. Gene Ontology annotation, molecular function: monoatomic ion channel activity. The record is from RefSeq and is a predicted model, not a curated record. The transcript is spliced from 6 exons. Bases 1160 to 3274 code for a protein of 704 amino acids. NCBI's taxonomy places the organism in Eukaryota, Viridiplantae, Streptophyta, Magnoliopsida, Rosales, Rosaceae. Gene Ontology annotation, biological process: transmembrane transport; monoatomic ion transport. Gene Ontology annotation, cellular component: membrane.